Messenger RNA from Daldinia caldariorum, 2294 nucleotides. Its product is annotated as pseudouridine synthase. The record is from RefSeq and is a predicted model, not a curated record. Gene Ontology annotation, cellular component: nucleus. Gene Ontology annotation, molecular function: pseudouridine synthase activity; RNA binding. The transcript is spliced from 3 exons. NCBI's taxonomy places the organism in Eukaryota, Fungi, Ascomycota, Sordariomycetes, Xylariales, Hypoxylaceae. Gene Ontology annotation, biological process: mRNA pseudouridine synthesis; tRNA pseudouridine synthesis. The coding region runs from base 144 to 2144 and encodes 666 amino acids.
CAUGAAGUACUUCGGUCGUACCAAGCGCCCCUCAAUUUAUCCUUAUCGAUAAAGAAGCAUCUCUCCCAAAAAGUUUCAACUCUGCAUCUUGCUUGUGCCUGGGAACUUUUCUCAAGCAUCAAACAAUUUCGCUUCGGAGGAUAAUGCGAAUUUACCAUCGCAUUUCAAUAUGGUUGCCGAAACUGAGGUGCGCGACGCACCAACAGGUAGCCCUGAGGGCAAUGGACCUCAAGCUACCUCCAGUCUACCUGCAAACUCAGAAUCGCAGGCCGAUUCAAACACUGCAAAGUCAAACCGUCGCGAUGACCGAAAUUGGCACGCCAACAAAAAGCUCAACUCCAACGGCCGACGUCGAGGCCAUGACUCCCACGGAAGGGGCAAUGGGCGCGGCGGGGACAGUCCCCAGUCGUGGACCUAAAGAUAAGCGCGAGCGCAACGAGAAAGGCUGGCAAGAAAGGAAGCGUAGGAGAGUCGAAGAGAAUGGCAAUGGUGUAGCAAACACCGAGCAGAGCUACAUGAAUAUUCAGUUCCCCGAAGAGGAAAUCGCAGCCGAAGAGCGCAGGCCGAAGCGCAAAGUCGCCGUUAUGAUUGGAUAUGCUGGUACCGGGUACCAUGGUUUGCAGAUCAAUCAUAAGGAAAAGACGAUCGAGGGAGAUAUAUUCGCGGCGCUGGUUGCCGCUAAAGCCAUCUCAAAAGCCAAUGCCGACGACCCCAGGAAAUCCAGCUUUGUGCGAUGCGCGAGGACCGAUAAAGGUGUACACGCCGCCGGUAAUAUGAUUUCUCUCAAGUUGAUCAUUGAGGACCCGGACGUUGUGAAGAACAUCAACGAUAAUCUGCCGCCCCAAAUCCGCGUUUGGGGUAUCCAACGCACAAACAAUGCCUUCAGUUGUUACCAAUCAUGCGACUCCAGAUGGUACGAGUACUUGAUGCCGAGCUAUUGCUUGUUACCUCCUCAUCCUGAGAGCUACCUCGGCAAGAAGGUUCUCGAAUCCAUCAAGGAAAAGGGCCUCGAGGAAGAAUAUGCGCAGCGUCUAGGCGAAGUCAAGGAUUACUGGGAAGAAGUAUACAAGAACGACAUCCAACCUAUUUUGGAUAGCUUGGAUCCUAAGAUCCGGGAAACCGUCAUACGGCGCAUGCACACAUCCGAUGAAGCAUCAGGCGGUAAAAACUCAGAGGAGGAAGGGGAGUCCAAGCCUUCGGAAGAAUCCACAAACAGCUUAUCUGAGAUUAAGGACGGAAUGGCUGUGGAUGAAAAGCCUACUGAUGUACCCGACUCAGCAAAUAAUGCUUCGGUAGAGAGCUCGACUGUAGGAGAAGAGUUAGCCACAGAAGCGGCAGAAGCGGCAGAUACACCGAUGGCUGGGACCGAGAAUACCAAUGAACCGGAACCUGCCAAAUCCAAGGAAAUCCAUCCUGUGGACAGCGCCCUAAAGCAAAUCAAAGCUGCGUACAUAGCCGCAAAGAGACGCUAUCGAGUCACUCCCGAGCGACUGUCUCAGCUUCAACAAGCACUCGAUCGAUAUAUCGGCACCAAAAACUUCCACAAUUACACGAUCCAGAAGAGUCAUUCCGACCCCUCGGCGAAACGCACCAUCAGAUCCUUCGUCGCAAACCCCGAGCCCGUCCAGAUCAACGACACCCAAUGGCUUUCCCUCAAGGUCCACGGACAAUCAUUCAUGAUGCACCAGAUCCGCAAGAUGGUCGGCAUGGCCGUCCUCGUCACGCGCUGCGCCACCCCCCUAUCGCGCAUCGACGAGAGCUACGGGACUGCUCGCAUCAGUAUCCCCAAGGCACCUAGUCUGGGACUACUCUUGGAGCGGCCCGUAUUCGAGAACUACAACAAGCGCGCCAGGGAGCAGUUAAACUUAGCCGAGCUCGACUUCAGCAACUACGAGAAGGAGAUCCAGGAGUUCAAAGACGAGCAUAUUUACCGCCGCAUCUUCGAGCUAGAGGAGAAGGAGAACUCGUUCCACACAUUCUUCCAUCAAAUCGACAACUACAAGGAGGGCUACUUCCUCUGGGUCACUGCGGGAGGUAUAGAGGCGGCGGAGCAGAGGGUUGGACAAGCAGAAUCGAUACCUAAGGAACUCGAGGAGGAGCUCGGAGAUGAUGGGGAGGAGAAUCCGGACGAAUGCGAGGGCUGAUUGUACCCUGUUUAUAGAGGCCGGUUUGCGUAUGCAUGACGUAUGGUAUUAUCCAAGAGCUAGGUACCUAUGCUAUCGGCUGGAAGCUAGGUCCAUCUAAUUCCAUGAUACAAAUUCACAAAUAAGAGCAAGGAGGAGGAAUAAUCACGU